AUGUCGUCAGAGAGCGACCGCUCGGAGCAUCGACCUCUCCCGGUGCAUGUGGAACAAGGGAGUCCACUUCUUGCACCGGGAGAUGCAAAGGGAAUACCGGCACCGGCCGCAAUGCCCACUACUCCGAGCUUGUCUGGAAUGUGGCAGCCAGAAGGCAUGCCGAUGUUGAUGAUGCAGAUGUUGGAAAAACUGUUGGAGACACCCAGAGGUCUGCCGCUGCAAGGAACUUCUGGAGCCCCAACAUUCAAUGGUAAGGAGGUCAGUGAAUUCCUGAGGACCUUGCAUUCGUUGUUUAGGAACCAUGGAAUCACGCGAGAGGAGGACAAGAUAAGUGCCCUGUGUGAUUAUGUGUCAGUAAGUGUGUGUGAGUGGGUAGAGAGUCUCCCUGAAUAUGAGAGGAAGGACUAUGAAGGAUUGGAGAAGUGGCUCCUAGAGGAGUAUCAGGACCAGGAUUCAGCACAGGCCAAGCUCAACAUAGGCUGGCUUAGCAGGUUUGUUGCUCAGAAACGGUCAACAGAUGACAACUUGACCAAGUAUGUUCGCGAAUUUAGCAACGUCUCUGGUGAACUGAUGCGCCGAGGCCAGCUGGUGGAAUUCUUGAGAACAGAGAUGUUCCUGCAGGGUCUGCCGGAGGAGGUGCAGGUUGAAGUGGUAAGGAGGGCGAAGAUUAGCCCUCAGAAGUUCGAGACUAUGAAGUUCGCAAGGGCCCGGGAGGCAGUUGAAGAAUAUCUGGAGGAAGUGGCUGGAUUAAAGUUAAUUCGGCAGGGUUGUGGAGGGAAGCAUGUGAACUUCGCAGAGGAAGUGUCAGCUGCGCAUAGCUUAGUAGUUGUGCAGCCAGAUGGGCGAGUCCCAGAUGAACAACGACAGCCAGAGGACAGAGAACCAGUGUCUACAGGGAAGCGGCAGGUGCCAAGAACAGCCCCAGGAACGAGACACCAGGAAACGCUAGAUGACCUGGCUGAACGGAUGAGGAAAAUGGAAAUCAGCCUCAUGGAGUUGAGACAGAACGACUUCCGAAGACAUGGGCUAAAUGACAUACCCAAUCGACGGGGGUAUGUGCCAAUCGUGGGUGACCAAUGCCGGUUCUGUCUGGAAACGGGUCACACCAACAUACGGGGGACAUGUCCACGGUACCAAGCAUUGGCUGCCCAGGGUCUAUGCCAUAUUGCUGAAGAUGCCAAAGUCCGUUAUGGACCGAUUGGAGGAGCCGGAGAGGUGGUAAGGGUAAUUACCAAUGGUAAGAGCAUGAAGGAGUCCAUUGAGGAAUAUGGAAAGCAGCACCAGACUGGGAACAGUGCAGUGGGUUAUGUACACAACAUGUUAAAAGAAACUGCGUACAUUGAGGAAGUGGAGGAGGAAGAUGAAGAAGGAUUUAUGGAAAGCUUUGUUGAAAUGGAGGUUAAUGCGCUGGUUAAUGCGGAAAAGAGAAAGAUAACCCCAGAGGGGCGUGCAGACCCCAAGCGACGUGCACUGGACGAUGUGGCUAGGAGGGAAGAAGAAAUUCCCAUCUUGAAGACAGUCCGUCCAGGAAGAUAUGAGGAAAUUGAGGAACCUGACGCAGAUGUGGAGAUGGAAGAUCGACCGGACUACCGAGUUAGGGAUGUGGAGGAAGGUUUAAGAAGAUCGUUUGGGGCCCCCAAAGCAAGAGUCCCCCAGAGGAAAGAUGCCCCAAAAGCUAAGCUUAACAAAUUGGCGGAUGAACCGAAGAAUUCAACGGACAUUAAGGACAUACGGAAUCGGACUCUGAAUACCACGGUGACAUUAUCACUCCAGGAGCUGCUAGGGAUGUCUGAUGGGCUGCAUCGGAGCCUUUUCUCAGGAACCUGA
Molecule: messenger RNA, 1827 nt
Organism: Monascus purpureus
Lineage: Eukaryota; Fungi; Ascomycota; Eurotiomycetes; Eurotiales; Aspergillaceae
Source: the annotation of a GenBank genome assembly